This is a messenger RNA of Colossoma macropomum (tambaqui), 2726 nucleotides long. RefSeq names its product sprouty homolog 1, antagonist of FGF signaling (Drosophila) (gene spry1). Lineage: Eukaryota; Metazoa; Chordata; Actinopteri; Characiformes; Serrasalmidae. Gene Ontology annotation, cellular component: membrane; cytosol. Gene Ontology annotation, biological process: multicellular organism development; animal organ development; negative regulation of MAP kinase activity. The transcript is spliced from 2 exons. Bases 681 to 1703 code for a protein of 340 amino acids. The record is from RefSeq and is a predicted model, not a curated record.
CAUUCAUUAACGCCGAGCGGAGAGAGAGCUAGAGAGAGAGAGAGAGAGAGAGGACACGGAGAGAGAGAGCAGCUCUGCUUUAGCACAGCAGCAGUCUUUCACACGACGGAGAAAAAGGGAAAACAACGAAAACGAAAACACAAAAACAAGAAGCAGAAACUUUUUUUGGGGUGGAAAAAAAAUCCGAAAUCGAAGCGGACUUAUAAAAUGAUCAAAUGUACCCGGAUGUACGUGUGACGUUCAGACCAGACCGUGCGCGAGACUGAAGACGGACGGAGAGGAUUUUUGUUUAUUUUUUUUUAAUUUGAUUUUUUUUGGUUUCUUUAUUUGGUCAUUUUUUAAACCUGAAUGCUUCAUCGUCCACGGACUAAAUCGGAAUCUCCUCCCAGCUCUACAGCCCGCACUAAAGGGCUUUAUUAUUGUUAUUAUCAUUAAUACUAUUUUAAUGCUAUCAUUUUCACCUCCAACGUGGAUUUAACGUAUUUUUCCUGGGAUCAGAUCAACGGCUUGGAGUAUCCCGUCUUAUAUGGAUGUACAGCGAGAAUCGUGAGAGUUUUUUGAGCAUUUUGGAUGGACGAGAGCAGCACUGGCUGAUGGAGUCAGAGCUGUGGAUGAGCGCAUAUAGGUCGUCAGAUGAGACUAGAGUCCGUGCCUGCGCAGGGAGUCGCUGAUCGGGUCAGAUGGAUCGUCGCGGUCACCGCGGAGCCACCGGGUCAGUGGCGGUGAUCCGGGAGCCGGGCGGAGAGCGGCUGGACCUGGACCUCCCGGCCGGAGCCAUCCUGUCUUUGGAGCAGAUCCGAGCCAUCCGCUCGUCCAACGAGUACACGGAAGGUCCCGCCGUGGCAGCGCGUCGGCCUCCUGCCCCGGCACCUCGCCUCAAUGACAAGCACGAGAGGACUCACGAGGUCAUCCUCGUCAAUGUGAACAACAACUAUGAGGCGCGGCCUACGGCCACCAGGCCACCCGCCCUCAGCCGCUCGACCAGCAUGGGCAGCGCUGGGAGUUCUGGCAGCAGCGGGAGUGCUUCUUCAGAGCAGGGCUUGCUGGCCCAGUCACCACCGUCACGCCACCAACACCACCGUCAUCACCACCACCACCAUCAUAAUAACAGGCCGGAACAGGCCGUUCGGACUCAGCCCAAAUCCCUGAGCUCGCCCAUGCAGCCACUUCUACCAGUGGAUGCCCUGUUGAAGCAGCCAGUGGGCUUCGGGCCACCUCUGGCCGGAAAGGGCGACCUUUCGCCCUCGUCUCCACACCAGUUCAUCUGCGAACGUUGUGGGAAGUGCAAAUGCAGUGAAUGCACGGCGCCCCGCAUGCUGCCCUCGUGCCUAGCCUGCAACGGUCAGUGCCUUUGCUCAGCCGAGAGCCUCGUAGAACAUGGCACAUGCAUGUGCCUGGUCAAGGGCCUCUUCUACCACUGCUCCAACGAUGAUGAUGACGGUGAUUCGUGCGCGGACCGACCGUGCUCGCUGUCGCGCCCCCGCUGCCUGCCCCGUUUCCUCUGCAUGGGCCUCAUGGCGCCCCUCUUCCCCUGCCUGCUCUGCUACCCUCCAGCCAAGGCCUGCGUGAAGGCUUGCCAGCACCUCCAUGACCGCAUAAACAGGCCAGGGUGCCGCUGCAAAAACUCCAACACCGUCUACUGCAAGCUGCAGGGCUGGGGUCAAGGACAAGGUCACGGACUGGGACAGGGCAAGCCCUCCUGAGGCCCGGCCCAGUGUCCAGAUCCACAGGAAAACAUGCAGAGGAACUGAUUAAGGGCUGAUUUUUUGGUUAGUCCAGUGCAGGUGCCCACUGUAGCCCCGCCCACCCUGAUCUGGGAGGAAGAGGAUGGACCAUGAUGAUGAUGGAGGUGACUUCACCAUCAAAACUCUUCUAUAAAACAAUCCCCUCUUCCUUGCCUGGUCUGCUGCUAGGAGAAUGGAGAAUGGAAAAUCAAAACCACUUUGUUGUCACUUCUGACGCUGAGCAGAAUUUGUUUUGUUUUAUUUAGUUUUUCUUUAUUUAACAAACCAGUGUUUGCCUUAACUGACUGUGGGACUGUCCAGCUACUCGCUAACGUUAAAAAAGUGUGUGGGGGGGGGAGCAAGAAAGCUGACUGGUGCUGCAGGUUUGCCGAGAGAACGAGCAAUGGCCUCCUACCGAAUCUGUGAAGGACUGUCUAGCCAGACCAUAAUAUGUAGCUGUUACCAGAUCUCCAUAGCAACCUGGUAUUGUUUGACGAGGGUUGCGGUAAAUGGGUCCCUGUGGCCGCACACGUUUCCACGGAAACGACCCUCCCUCUCAUAGUAUUCCCGACGCUAUUCCUGAACAGAAACGGACAUUCCGGACACAAUUCCGGACAGAUGUCGUUCCUUCGCCACCCAAACACUUACUCAAACACUCCGUGGCAUUCUGACUUGUUUUUGUUUUGUUUUGUUUUUUUUUUUCUUUUCCUCCCUCAUAUUUUUGUAAAUUGUAUGUUCAAAUUCAUAAGAGAAAAUUCCGGCUAUUUUUUAAGAAAAAAACAAAAGAAAGAAAAUGUCUGUUAAAACUUUUUUUUGUCAUUGUAAAAAAAAUAUUUAUUAAGUGAAGCUCUAUUAUUUUAUGAUAUUUAUUGCAAAAAGACAGUCUUAGAUUUACUCAUGUCUGAAUAUAACAAAAUAUCAAUACUGAAAAAAUGAAAGGGUGACACGAAAGAAAAUGCUAUGUUAACUUUACUGCAGAAAUAUAUUAAUUAACGAAAAAUA